Molecule: messenger RNA, 1530 nt
Organism: Aspergillus eucalypticola CBS 122712
Lineage: Eukaryota; Fungi; Ascomycota; Eurotiomycetes; Eurotiales; Aspergillaceae
Product: putative flavin dependent monooxygenase
Exons: 2
Coding region: 25-1500 (491 amino acids)
Molecular function (GO): flavin adenine dinucleotide binding; N,N-dimethylaniline monooxygenase activity; NADP binding
Source: RefSeq, a predicted model, not a curated record
GUCUGCUCGGAGCUUGCCUCAGUGAUGACACUUUCAACCCCAAUCCGUCGUAUAGCUGUCAUCGGAGCUGGACCGUCCGGUCUUGCUGCGGUCAAGUACCUUCUCGCCGAGAAAUGCUUCGAGCGGGUUGAUGUCUUCGAGAAAAGAAGCUCUGCAGGCGGAGUCUGGAAUUACUGCCCGGGGACCCUGAAGGAGAAACUGACCACUCCGGUGCCACAACUGGAUCCGAACAAACCGCUCGAAGAGCCAUUAUGGUACCCAACUGGAGGCAACGACCGGUCUCAAGGGCCAGUCUUUGUGUCCCCGCUGUAUAAGACACUGGACACUAACAUCCCCAAAGAGAUGAUGGGUUUCAAUGACAAAUCUUUUGAGCCGGACUCUCAGGUGUUUCCGAAGCACUCGGCCGUAAAGAAAUAUCUGGAUGAGUAUGCCGAAGACAUCAAAAAUGUCAUACAGUUCGAGACGCAGGUGGUGGAUGUGCGGAAGACGGAAGGCGCUCUCCAUGCUUGGUCUCUUACAACCAAGAACCUCCGUGAAGGGGUCGAGAGAACGCACUCAUACGAUGCUGUAGUGGUCGCUAGUGGCCACUUCGAUGUCCCAUAUACCCCUGAAAUCCCUGGGAUUCAAACCUGGAAUACGGCAUUUCCAGAUGUGAUCUCUCAUUCGAGGCUCUUUGAUUCGGCAGAGCCAUUCCGAGACAAGAAGGUCAUUGUGGUAGGAACUUCGGCAUCUGGAUUAGAUAUUGGCAAUCAAAUCAACGCAGUGUCCAAGGGAAAACUGCUGGUAUCUCAACGAACAGAGACCCCUCUGGCAUCUACUGCUUUGGAUAAAAUCUAUCUUCCACAAAUAGUGGAGUUCCUACCGCCUCAUGCACACAACAGAGCGGUCCGCUUUGCAAACGGUCACAUCGAGCAAGACAUUGAUGCCAUCGUCUUCUGCACUGGCUAUCUCUACUCCUUCCCUUUCCUCUCUUCAUUGAACCCACCUCUGAUCACUGAUGGCCGUCGCACUCUGAAUGUGUACCAACACCUGUUUUACAUCUACGACACAUCUCUGGUCUUACCUGCACUUCCACAGAGGGUUAUUCCGCUCCCACUAUCCGAAAACCAGGCGGCGGUGUUCGCCCGUGUUUGGUCGGGAAGGCUCAGCCUUCCACCACAGGAGGAGAUGAAAGCUUGGGAGGAAGCAAACAUUGUCAAGAAGGGCAACGGGACAUCAUUUCAUUUGCUGCCUUUUCCGCAGGAUGCGGACUACCACAACUUCUUGCAUGACUGGGCGGCGACGGCGCCACCCCGGCAAGGCCUUGACAAUAACGGUGCUGGGAAGCUGUGUAGCUAUUGUGGUGAGAGGCAAAGGUGGAUACGGCAAAGAAUGCCUGAGAUCAAGCGACUAUUUUCGGAGAAGGGCGAGGAGCGAAGCUCUAUCAAGAGCCUAGAGCAACUUGGGUUUGACUAUGAUAAGUGGAAGGAGCAGGAGGGAUCUCGAGACUCUCGACUGUGAUAGAGUAUACCAUUAAAUGAUAGAUACGAG